CUUUGUUAAUAAUUGAACCAAUAAUAAGGUGCACUAGAACUGUUAAAUCUUCUCUAAAGAGCACCCAUCAUAGCUUAUGAAAGCGUCUUGAUCAUUUCUCACAACUUAACCCCGCCAAGGUGACAUGUGGAAGCAGCAUGUAAAGUGUUGGACGUGCAGCACUAGUUUUACUUGAAAUGAUAGUUUACAAACACAUCCAAAAUGAAGAAUACCAAAGACAUGUACAUAUUAGAUCCUUCCUUAUGACUGUGAAUAAAAAUAAAUUUCUUUAAAAUGUCACAGAAUAUAAAUGACGAAGCGAAGCAAUUCAGGUGUGGAAUAUGUUCAAUUGAUUUUAUGGAUAGCCAGCAUUUACUGCGCCACAUGAAAAUACACACUGAGAAGAAAUCAUUUAAGUGUGAGAUAUGUGGUGCUGCUUUUCCUCAAAGAUGUAAUUUGAAAUACCACAUGCGAAAACACACAGGUGAGAAACCAUACAAGUGUGAGACCUGCUCUGUGGCUUUUGCACAUGGUACUGAUUUGCGUAAACACAUGAGAAUACACACAGGAGAAAAGCCCUACAAGUGUGUGUUAUGUGAAGUUGCUUUUACUCAAAAGUCGGCUUUAACAGGACACAUGAGAAUACACACUGGAGAGAAACCACACAAGUGUGAGACAUGCGGCGCAGCUUUUUCAUAUAAAAGUCAUUUAGUGGGACACAUGAUAAUACACACUGGAGAGAAGCCAUACAAGUGUGAGAUAUGCGGCGCAGCUUUUACACGUAAAACUCAUGUAGCGGGGCACAUGAGAUUGCACACGGGAGAAAGGCCAUACAAAUGCGAGACAUGUGACGCAGCUUUUACUCAUAAGUUUCUAUUAAAAGGCCACAUGAGAAUACACACAGGAGAGAAGCCAUACGAGUGUGAGAAAUGUGGUAAAGCUUUUAGUGGGAGAAAUAUAUUAAUGAGACACGUAAGAGUUCAUACGGGAGAGAAGCCGUACAAGUGUAAAAUAUGUGGUAUAGAUUUUUCUCAAAGUGAUCCUUUGCGUGUUCACAUGAGGCUUCACACAGGGGAGAAACCAUACAAGUGUGAGGUAUGUGAUGAAGCUUUUAUAAGGAAAGAUGUUUUAAAGAGACACAUGAGUCAACACACUGGAGAAAAGCCGUACAAGUGUGAGACGUGUGACGCGACAUUCUCUUAUAAGUCUGUUUUAAAAGGACACAUGAGAAUACACUCUGGGGAAAAGCCAUACGAGUGUGCGAGAUGUGGUAAAGCGUUUAGUGGAAGAAAUUUGUUAAUGAAACAUAUGAGAAUACACACUGGAGAAAGGCCGUACAAGUGUAAAAUAUGUCGUUAUGAAUUUUCUCAAAGUACUCAUUUACGGGUUCACAUGAGGCGCCACACGGGAGAGAAACCAUUCAAGUGUGAGACAUGUGGUGAAGCUUUUAUUAGGAAAGAUGUUUUAAAGAGACACAUGAGUCAACACGCAGGAAAAGAGGGAGAGGAAAGUUUCAUCUUAAGUGCAUGUAAAUAAUAUAAACUGUUCAUGAAAAUUAUAAUUGCAAAUAGAAAAUAAUUAUAUUUGCAGUGUUCUGCCAAGGAUUGAAAAAGAUGGGGCCGAAUGGCCCAGCAGUCAUAAAAAUUAGGGGCCAUUUUCAAAAGUGAAGGGCCAUGACCUUCUCCAGGGGAAAAAUGAAAACUUUUAAAUGAAAGUGUUAUAUUUAACUAUUAUAUACAUGGUGUAACAUCCACAUGACAUCAGUAUUCUCAAAUAUUGGACAGAUUAAUUUAACAUUUAGAAAAAAACUAUAAACAUGGCACAAAUGAGACACAAUGAUAUAUGUUAAGAACAGUUUUACAUGUCAAUGUGUUGUUAUGCUUUAUCAGGGAUGUGAUUGACCUGGCAGCUGGAGGGCACUUUUGGGGUCACAAGCACACUGCCGUAGAAGAAAGACUGGCCCAAAAGCACACUAGUAACUUUUUGA
Messenger RNA from Mya arenaria, 1966 nucleotides. RefSeq names its product zinc finger protein 26-like. Lineage: Eukaryota; Metazoa; Mollusca; Bivalvia; Myida; Myidae. Gene Ontology annotation, molecular function: RNA polymerase II cis-regulatory region sequence-specific DNA binding; DNA-binding transcription factor activity. The record is from RefSeq and is a predicted model, not a curated record. The transcript has 2 exons. The coding region runs from base 274 to 1515 and encodes 413 amino acids. Gene Ontology annotation, biological process: regulation of transcription by RNA polymerase II.